AUCAAGAAAAGAAAGGGAAGAGGGAUGAAGGGCGAGGGAGAGAGAGAGGGGGACAACAUAGAUUAAGGGAAGAGGGAUGUAGGGAGAGGGCGAGUGAGCGAGGGACAACAUAGAUAAAGCAACCAAGAAGAGUGGAAGGAAUUAGACAGGCGCGAAGAUGCAAAUCUGCAAACUGGAAGAUUAUCGGUCUUUUAUCCUUUUUGGAAAUGGAACUCCCCGAUUAGGACUCGCGAAGGCAUGUGAAGGUCCGUAUGCUCUUUUGCUGCUUCAUAUUCUCGUGUUUUAAUUCCCGCCCAUUUCCACAGAUGGAGAAAUCUCUCCGAUUAAUUUUCCCGUUUCAACUAUGGUUUCUGCAUGCUAAGCUUUAGAUGAAAGGUAUGCUCUUUCAUGCCCUAGAGGACGAGGUCUUUUUCUCGAAUUGGACGAGGAAGAGCUCUUCCAAAGAGGGAGGAGAGCCCAGAUCAGUUCUGGAUAACCGAAGAAGCCCUAGCUCUCCGACUUCGACCUCAACCCCGACAUGCUUCGAUACAACCGGUGUGGCGGCGGUAUUCGAUGUGCCUGCCCAUAAAUGUCAGCAGGUUUCAGCCUCCUCCAACGGAGAAUGGUCGUCGGAGUUGAAACCCAUCACGAUGUCGCUCGGAAGCGUGGAGGGUUGGGACUCCAUGCUUUUAGAGCCUCCGGCGAUCGAGACGGCCAAACUCCGCUCGCUGCACAGUUUCUCCCGCUGGUUCAUGGUUGACUCCAAUGCAGGCGCAAGGCUUGAAGGUACUGGGAUAGGGCUUGAGAUCCUAGAUCCGGAAUUUAGUUUCCAACACAUUGGAGGAAUGAGAGGCGAUGGUUCUAUUAUUCCCGUGGUUCCUGAUACACCGUCCAACUUACUCUCCAAUUCUGGAUUUACAAACAAUUGCCUCAAAGCACCAGCCUUUGCAAACUCCAACUUCAUCAUCAACCAGAACCCUCAUGAAAACUAUAUGCCUAAAACCUACUUGGGUGCUUGCGCCAUGCCUAUCGAGUAUCCUAAUGAGUCUGCUUGGCUGCAGCAUGCUGUCAUUGACCUGCUCUUUGAAGCGGCUGAGCUAGUGGAAUCGGGAAACAACAUUAGCGCCCAAAGGAUAUUGGCGCGGCUCAAUCAUCAGGUUCCGCCCCCCUACGGGAAGCCUUAUAUCCGCUCUGCAUUCUACAUCAAGGAAGCACUCCUCACCAUUUUGAACAGAGGUGGUGAGCAAUGCGGCUUCCGCCUUGCAUCUCCACUUGACAUCCUGCUCAAGCUUAGCGCUUACAAAGCCUUUGCUGAGAUCUCCCCUAUCCUUAAAUUCAUAAGCUUUUCAUCCACCGAGCUUAUUCUUGAGGAGCUAGCUGGCGCCAAUAUCAUCCAUAUUAUUGAUUUUGAUGUUGGAGUUGGUAGCCAAUGGCCUGCACUCCUUCAAGAGCUAUCAGAAAGGCGUUCUGCUGUCACAGGAGUGCCAUUACAGCUUCGCAUCACUGCCUUUUUCUCCAUGUCUUCACAUCACCAGCUUGAACUUCACUUAAUUCAAGAAAACCUUAAUUUUUUUGCUGCAAACCUGAAUGUUCCCUUUGAGCUCAAUUAUCUUCCUAUAGAAUCGUUCGACCCUGCUGCAAUAAUUAGCUCUUCCUCGCAUUCUGGUGAGGUCAUUGCUGUGAACUUUGCAUUUGGCUUUUGCAGUCACCACAUAUCAACUCACGCCCUUCUCCUCCUAAUCAAGCAGCUUUCUCCUAAGAUACUUAUUUCAGCCAAUCUUGGUUAUGAUUGGGGUGAUCUUUCUUUCUCCCACCAUGUCCUCCAUUCCUUCCAGUCAAGCGCCGUUCUUCUCGACUCCAUAGAAGAAUCGGGAGUGUCUCCUGAAAUCACUGAUAGAAUUGAGGGGUACUUGCUGCGACCAUGGUUUAAAAUUGCGCAAUAUGAGGCUCGCCUUUGCGCAAUUCCAGUAAAAAACGCCUCGAUGCUUACGCCUCGAGUUUUUUUUAUGAGGCUUACGCCUCAACUUGUUAAACAUUGGCUGCGACCAACGAUUGAGAGCUCAAUAUUUGGACGUUACCGAACUGGAGAGAAGUUUCUUCCUUGGAGGUCACUUUUUACUUCUGCUGGAUUUGUACCAAUGCAGUUCAGCAACUUUACCAAAACUCUGGCAGAUUGUCUGUUAAAGAAGAGUCAAGUUAGAGGUUUUGAGGUAGAAAAACGCCAGGCUGCGAUGAUGCUGUCAUGGCAGCAAGGAGAGAUUGCUGUAGUCUCGGCAUGGAGAUGUUGAUGAAUUCUAACAGGCAUGUAAUCCUUUUUAGGGUUUCUGUGACAAAGGAAGGUCAGUUUAGUUGUCACAUAUAUAUGAUACAUGAUCCUUUGCUAAAACUAAAGUCUAGGUCUGAGCUGGUGUUUCAGUUUCUAUUUAGUCAUUAUAUGGUAAUUCUUUACAUGGUAGUUGUAUUUAUGGUGCCUUGAUGUUGUUGGAUUUCUAGUUUCUGGCUCAUUUUUCUGUAAACGUGGCAUCAAGAA
Molecule: messenger RNA, 2509 nt
Organism: Dendrobium catenatum
Lineage: Eukaryota; Viridiplantae; Streptophyta; Magnoliopsida; Asparagales; Orchidaceae
Product: scarecrow-like protein 6
Exons: 2
Coding region: 369-2267 (632 amino acids)
Biological process (GO): regulation of DNA-templated transcription
Cellular component (GO): nucleus
Molecular function (GO): sequence-specific DNA binding; DNA-binding transcription factor activity
Source: RefSeq, a predicted model, not a curated record